CUGUCCUCAAUACACGGAUUUCGUCACAAGGAUGAUUUUCUAGCCAAUUACGCACAAUGUGGAAAAUUUCAUACUUCUGCAGGGGGAAGACUCGGAACUUGUUGGGAUUACGCUCAGGAGGGAUGCGUCCUGUGCGCACACCUGGAGCCGCAGGAGACAUGCAGCAGAGGCGACACAUUUCUGCCUGUUCUCACUCUGGUUUAUGAUACCGAGCCGCCGUGAAACCGGACUUUUAUUCCUGUGAUGGGGAGAACCACAUGGAGCUGCGGUGCCCUGAUCCUUCUGGCCAUCAUUAGCUCAUGUCGUGCCGUCACUCUGGAGUCCAUCCACUGGAGCAGCUCCAACACAAAGUUUAGUCCAGGUCAGGGUCUGGUCCUGUAUCCUCAGAUUGGGGACAAGAUGGACAUUGUGUGUCCCCGCGCAGAUGCUACCUCUGGGGCAAAGGAGGAGUUCCAUCGAGUGUACCUGGUCUCUAAAAGUCAGAUGGAGACCUGCACCAUCCUCAAGACUGACACGCCUCUGCUCAACUGUGACAAACCUCACCGCGAUGUCAAGUUCACCUUCAAGUUCCAGGAGUUCAGCCCCAACCUGUGGGGUCUGGAGUUCCUCAAGGGGAGGGACUAUUACAUCACCUCCACAUCUACAGGUACUCAGCAAGGUCUGGACAACACCAACGGAGGGAUGUGCAAAACCAAAUCCAUGAAGCUGGUUCUGAGAGUGGGCCAGAGCUCUUCAGAUCCACCUACGACCCUCCAGGAGUCCCCCACCAGGUUCCCACCCACAAAGACCAAGGCCAAGGCCAAAGACCCGUCAGGGAAAGAAGAGGAUACAGAAAGCAAAACUGAUUUAGAAAAAGGACAAACAAACCCACGUGGUGGUGGUGGUGGUGGUAUCCCUGAGCCAGGACUUCUCAUGUGGGUUGUCUGCGGCGGUCUGAUCCUGUUCCUGGUCAUCAUAGUUGUGGUGGUGGUUGUGUGGAGGUACCGCCGCCGCCAGAAUGUCCCCGUCUCUCAACAGUCGGCCGCGGUUUCUCUCAACACUCUGGCCGUGCCAAAGCGGGACAGCAUCAGCAGCGACAACAACGGCUCAGACCGCAGCGACGUGGUCUUUCCUAUGAGGGCUUCUGACAGUAUGAUCUGUCGUCAUUAUGAGCGCGUGAGCAGCGACUAUGGGCCUCCUGUGUACAUAGUCCAGGAGAUAACGCCCCAGAGUCCCACCAACAUCUACUACAAAGUCUGAUGUGUGCUGCUCUGAUGACAGACUCGUGCUGAGGAUGCUGAGGAACACACUCAGGCGUCAGUUAAUGACACUGUUUGUCUUUUAGGUGGGUUUUAAGAGAAGACAAAAAUAAGUCUGAUCUGUGAGUCACGCUGCAGCAUGAGGACGAAAUGCUGUUUACACAUUUGGUUUUAGUCAGAGAGGAAACUGAUGUUCACUUUUACUCCAGAACUGCACUUAUGUUGAAUUUUGAGACACCUGUACGUUACUUUUCUCAUUUCUCAUGAUGAUGCUUUUUACUUUGCUACAUGAAGCUGAUGAUCAAUGUUACUUGGGACUCAACAAAGUCAAAGGGCACUUUUAGAGCGCUAGUCCUCUAUGCAAAUCUGCAAGCUGGAUACAUUCCCAAACCAGUACACGUAUGCAUUAAUAUGUCAGCUGUUUAUCUUUCUAUGCAUACUUCUUAACAGGAAAUGUUGUUAACUCUGAAAACCAGACGACUACCAAUGUUACCUGCUUUGAUUGAGAAACAUGGACGCUUGUUAUUCAUGAAAGAAACAAAAAUCCUGCAGGACGACAUUCAGUGGAUUCUUUCUUGGCCCACGUCAAACCUUUCAGUCAUGAUAAUCAGCUCCCAGACAAACAGCACCUUUUAUAAAAAGUCAUUUAAUUGAUUUAUAUUAACAGAAAAGAAACGUUUUGUAAGAUUUCUGAACACCUAGUAGUUUAUAAAAUACAACUUUAAACAAAAUGCUGAUUAGUCGGUUUAUAAGUUUGGUUGAUCAGUCAAUCAGUCUUAGAAAAACUGAUUAAAUCCCCCAAAAAUUGUGCUAUCAUUCAUGAAUGGAAAAAGACAUGAGAGCUAUCAAGCUCAGCUCUGGGUUAUUUUAAAUAAACUCAUUCAUUUAUCUUACAACCGGUCAGUUAAAGGUACAGUGUGCAGCAUUUAGCAGCAUUUAGCAGAACAGACUUGGUGGAAAUGGGAUAUAAUAUUCAAAAGUAUGAUUAAAUUAGUGUUUACUCACCUGAAUAUAUAAAUAGUUUGUUUUUGUUAACUAAUAAUGAGCAUUUUAUGUCAACAUAAGGACAGAGGCCACCAUGUUUCUACAGCAGCACAGGACGGACCAACUAGUAACAUACGUGCACUUUAUAAUUUGUGUUUACAGACGUUACUGAUGGUAAAAACUUGACAAAUGUAGGAUCAUACUUAUCAUGCAUCAAAGGAGUGAGCAGGGGAGUGUUUCAAUCUAGAAUCUGAGCGCUUGAUAUCGCUGAAUAAUCACAUUUCUACACACUGUACCUUUAAUGUUUGUUUAAAGUACAAAAAGCAGAUUUAAUCAUGAUAAAAAAAACAUCGAAUUAACUGAAAAUAUUUUUG
Molecule: messenger RNA, 2596 nt
Organism: Notolabrus celidotus (New Zealand spotty)
Lineage: Eukaryota; Metazoa; Chordata; Actinopteri; Labriformes; Labridae
Product: ephrin-B2a-like
Exons: 5
Coding region: 244-1239 (331 amino acids)
Biological process (GO): ephrin receptor signaling pathway; blood vessel morphogenesis; axon guidance
Cellular component (GO): plasma membrane
Molecular function (GO): ephrin receptor binding
Source: RefSeq, a predicted model, not a curated record